GGUGUGGGUGGAGGUUUGCAGCGAUGUAGCAGCUCCCAGCUUGACCUCACCUCCUCUGCAUUGAGCGAGGGAGGGAGGAAUGAAUGUGUUUGGAGCCUGCAUGCGUUCAGCUGGGCUCUGCUCUUGUUGCAAGGAAUCAUGAGCAAGGGCUACAAUGAAUCAUCUGUUACUGAAGAGGAAAUCACUUACUUCACUUCUCCCAAAAUGGACAGUCACCGUAUCAAGAUGGGCCAAGACCUCCACUGCAAGCUCAAAGCCAAAGGAGAGCGUAAAUCGUGCCGGGUCUCAGGCGCGCAUGAAUCCACUGAAUAUCCAGAUGCUGUCCGCUGGUCUCCACAAGCAGGUGUUUGGAGAUAUUGAGGCUGGGUACUCGGAGGAGGCAAUCCAGAAGAGCAUCGAGCAUCUCCAACUCCACAACCUGUGGGGCAACGAGACCUCCAUGCUUCCCGAUGUGGAAUUGCAACUGCCCAAGAUGUAUGGAAACAAUAUUGACGAACAUUUCCGCACAAUCGCUCAGAAGCAAAGUUUCCCUUACUUGGAGGCAGCCAACGAGCUGCUGCUUUGUGACCUCCCUGAGAUGCCCAUGGAGUGGACCUGGGCGGUCGGUUGGACAAAGUACAGCCCGGACGGUAAAGCAACGAUGGUGGAUUUCCCUGACGAAAGGGCACUCGUUUUUGAUGUGGAGGUGUGUUCCACUGAGGGGCCGUGCCCAACAUUGGCUGUUGCUGUGUCACCAACUGCCUGGUACUCGUGGUGCAGUAAGCGACUCGUUGAGAAGCGUUACACUUGGUCCAAUCACCUGGUCCUGGCAGAUCUAAUUCCUCUGGAGACGUCUGCAAACCUCACCCGCCCAUCAGGAGGUGAAUGGCUGGAGAGACUAGUGAUCGGCCACAAUGUCAGCUACGACAGAGCAAGAGUGAAGGAGCAGUACUUGAUGAAGGGGACCAAGUUGAGGUUUCUGGAUACAAUGAGCUUGCACAUGGCAAUCUCUGGGCUGACGGGAUUCCAGCGCAGUCUCUGGAUGGCAAGUAAAAAGGGAAAGAGGAGUGGCCUGGAAGAAGUAAAACGGCACAUCAAACGAACCAAGGGCAAGUUCAGAGGUCCAGGGAUUGGAGCGUGGGACUGGGUGGACAUCAGCAGCAUCAAUAACCUGGCGGAUGUGCAUGCACUCUACGUUGGGGGGAAACCACUGGAGAAGGAGGCUCGAGAAAUUUUCAUCAAGGGCAACAUGAACGAUGUUCGGGACAACUUCCAGGCGCUGAUGCAAUACUGUGCACUUGACGUUAAGGCUACGUACGAGGUGGUUUGUGAGGAGCUUCCACUGUUUCUAGAAAGGUGCCCACACCCGGUGACCUUCGCUGGCAUGCUGGAGAUGGGCCAGUGCUACCUUCCUGUAAACCACAACUGGAAGCGUUACCAAGAUGAAGCACAGGGCACCUAUGAGGAGCUACAGUGGGAGAUGCAGCAGUCCCUCAUGAACCUGGCUAACGAUGCCUGCCAGCUACUCGAAGCAGAAAGGUACAAAGACGACCCCUGGCUGUGGGACCUUGAAUGGGACACCCAGGAGUUUAAACAGAAGAAGAACACAAGGCGGAAGGGGAAGGCAUCGGAUUCCACCAGCGUGCUGGCAGAAUGUAGCUCGGCAGCAGAGCAAGAGGAAGGUCAGAUUAUUUGCAUUAUUUACCUGAGCCUUCAUAGCAUGUUAGACGGAGAAUUCCAAAUGAUCGCUACAUUUGGGUUGAAGACAUUUCCCCUCGGAUGGUAUCGGAAGAUAUGCGUCAGGUGGACUGAUCCAGAGUGGUUGCCCGGACCCAACAACAUUCAGCUAUGCCAGGAUAUUUCUUUGGAUCUUAAUUUGUGUCCAUUAUUUGUCAGAGCCAUUGAGAAGUUGCACAGAGAACAAAGCAAACAGAAAGUGCAAGAGUCGACGGUAGUCCCGGAGACGGCACUCAAUGAAGAGUUCCUGUUGAUGGAAGACAGUAUGUGGGAAAGGGUGGAGGCACUGAGCUGCCUGGAGACUGAACCCGAAGCCGAGUUCAAUGGCUACGGGAAAGGGAGCAGGAAGAAGAAUUCUGAGCAGAAUGACAGUGGGAAGCCCCCGCCACUCCUCGAGGAUAGCUCCGAUAUACAUCACCAUGGCAACGGGCCCUACCCUGGUGUCAACGUGCCUGGAUGCUGGUUCUUCAAACUUCCGCACAAGGAUGGAAACCAUAACAACGUCGGGAGUCCGUUUGCAAAGGAUUUUCUCUCAAAGAUGGAAGAUGGGACGUUGCGUGCGAGCGGCAACGCAACGACUGCAGCCCGAGCGCUGGAAAUCAACAAGAUGAUCUCCUUCUGGAGGAACGCCCAGAAAAGAAUAAGCUCCCAGUUGGUUGUGAUGUUGAAGAAAAGUGAGCUGCCUCGAUCAGUCACCAGGCACAAUGCAUUUGAAGAGGAGAGCACAAUUGGAGCCAUUUUACCGCAAGUGAUCACUGCUGGCACGGUGACCCGACGGGCAGUCGAACCAACCUGGCUGACUGCCAGUAACGCUCGGGGUGACCGUGUGGGCAGUGAGCUGAAAGCCAUGGUGCAAGUUCCGCCCGGCUACCACCUGGUUGGAGCAGACGUCGACUCUCAGGAGCUGUGGAUUGCUGCCGUGCUCGGCGAGGCCCAUUUCGCUAAAAUACACGGCUGCACGGCAUUUGGCUGGAUGACUCUUCAGGGGAAGAAGAGCAGUGGUACAGACCUGCACAGCAAGACGGCAGCCACGGUGGGAAUCAGCCGGGAACAUGCCAAGAUCUUCAAUUACGGCCGUAUCUACGGUGCCGGGCAGCCUUUUGCUGAGCGGCUGCUCAUGCAGUUCAACCACCGGCUGACACCGCAGGAAACCGAGGAGAAAGCGCGGCAGAUGUACGCGGCUACGAAGGGCAUACGAAGGUGUGUGCUCUCAGAAGAUGGGGAGUGGCUGGUGAGGGAAAUGGGGGUCUCUGUGGCGAGGGCAGAAAACGGAACCGUCUCUGCCGCUGAUGCCAAGAAAAUCCAACGGGAGGCUGCAAAAAGGUCCAAUGGUGCUAAAUGGAACGUUGUGAAGCAGCGUGUCUGGGAUGGAGGUACAGAGUCCGAAAUGUUCAACAAACUGGAAUGUAUCGCCAUUUCACCCCGUCCCCGCACCCCUGUACUGGACUGCUGCAUUAGCAGAGCUCUCGAACCAGGUGCAGUUGGACAUGAGUUCAUGACCAGCCGUGUGAAUUGGGUGGUGCAGAGUUCAGCUGUUGAUUACCUACAUCUGAUGUUGGUGUCCAUGAAGUGGCUCCUUGAGGAAUUCAACAUUGACGGCAGAUUCUGCAUCAGUAUUCACGAUGAGGUCCGUUACUUAGUGAAUAGUGAGGACAGAUAUCGAGCUGCACUGGCAUUGCAGAUUACUAACCUCCUCACACGUUGCAUGUUUGCCCACAAGCUUGAGAUGCAGGACCUGCCACAGUCCGUGGCAUUCUUUAGCACGGUGGACAUCGAUCAUUGCCUGAGGAAAGAAGUGAUGAUGGAUUGCCAGACUCCAUCUAAUACUGCCGGGCUGCAGACACGAUAUGGGAUCCCACCAGGAGAGGCAUUAGAUAUUUACCAAAUCAUUGAAAAAACAAAUGGUUCCCUUAACAGAAGAAAAUAAGUACAGAACAAGAGAUCUUUGGACUACAAAAGACAACUUCGGGGAAAGUAGCAACACAGUUCACCCACAAUGG
Messenger RNA from Leucoraja erinaceus (little skate), 3716 nucleotides. RefSeq names its product polymerase (DNA directed), gamma (gene polg). Gene Ontology annotation, molecular function: DNA-directed DNA polymerase activity; DNA binding; 3'-5' exonuclease activity. Gene Ontology annotation, biological process: mitochondrial DNA replication. Lineage: Eukaryota; Metazoa; Chordata; Chondrichthyes; Rajiformes; Rajidae. The record is from RefSeq and is a predicted model, not a curated record. Gene Ontology annotation, cellular component: mitochondrion; gamma DNA polymerase complex.